Molecule: messenger RNA, 8350 nt
Organism: Bacillus rossius redtenbacheri
Lineage: Eukaryota; Metazoa; Arthropoda; Insecta; Phasmatodea; Bacillidae
Product: nuclear receptor subfamily 2 group C member 2-like
Exons: 10
Coding region: 754-2319 (521 amino acids)
Biological process (GO): cell differentiation; anatomical structure development; regulation of transcription by RNA polymerase II
Molecular function (GO): RNA polymerase II cis-regulatory region sequence-specific DNA binding; nuclear receptor activity; zinc ion binding
Source: RefSeq, a predicted model, not a curated record
UAGAGCUUAUAGAGUUUAUUUAGGUAUAAAUAGUAGUUUUUUGUAUAUAUUUUAUUGCACUCUUAUUUUACGUAAUGUCUAUUGGUCUUAUGUUUUGGUGUCACAAGCUUUCCUAUAAGCCAACGCACUAUGCCUUGGUAUAUUUAGAUUUAUAGUAAAGUUAAUUAACUCACGAUAACAAGUUUUUUGCCUGUCACAAGUAAUUUUGUAGCUACACAUUUUUGACAUUGUACAUAAGCAAGGCAAUUAAAAUGGCUAGCUGUGUAGCCCAUGCGAAACAACUUCAAGUGUAAUAGCCAUACACCCCGAGUGUAUUGAGGCUAAUGUGCUCGUAAUUUAAGGCUAUUAUUUAUGCUAGUUAUUUUGUUCACAGACUCCUGUAGGCUGAGCCACUUGUACAUGAGAUUUUAAAUGAUCAAAGCUCAGCAUUCUUAAAUAUUAUCAUCUCAUGUCAUCACAGAGUGUGAAUUAUAAAGCCCCUAUGUUCAAAUAAUAAAUUGUUAAGUUGCUUUUAAAGUUUCAGUAUACUUACUCUGCCAGCCCCUUUUUCCUCCUUUUCUUCUGACCUGUAUUCACUAGUCAGGACAAAGGUUACAAUAUGUAUAUUUUACAUUUGGAUUUAUUUAGAAGCUAUAAUUAUGAUUCAGGAACAUUGUGUAUUGUAUCGGUGAACGGAAGGACAAGCGACAGAUUAUUAUUAUUAUUUUUGGAUUAACUGGCAUUGGUUCAUUGCCGUGAUUGUAAAGUUUCUACAUGGAUGAUGCCAUGAACCUGGUUAUGAAUUCUGGAGUCGUGGUACAAGAUAUGACUUCAGGUCUUGCAGUACAAGAUAAAGUUCGUUCUUUGUGUUUAACUGUUGAACUCUGUGUUGUGUGUGGUGAUAGAGCGUCUGGUCGUCAUUAUGGUGCUAUCAGUUGUGAGGGAUGCAAAGGUUUUUUUAAGCGUUCUAUUCGCAAACAGUUGGGCUACCAAUGUAGAGGGAACAAGAAUUGUGAAGUAACAAAGCAUCAUAGAAACAGGUGCCAAUAUUGUCGUCUACAAAAGUGUCUGAUGAUGGGCAUGCGAAGUGAUGCUCCCCAUGUUCUAGCGGUGCAACAUGAGAGAAAGCCCAUUUUGGAGAAGAGAGACUUCAGCGGGGCUGCGGCGACGGACAGCAGCACGGCAUUCGGAACUAAUUCUCCAUACAAGAUAUUCAUCAGGAAGGAUUUGGCAUUGGACUCAAAGUCUUCAGGGUUGCCAACCACUUUUUGUAUUUCAGAGUUUGGGUUGAUGAGCCCCACUGCCUUAAGUAAAAGUGCAGUUUCAGAUCAAAAUUCUGCUGUCAGUGAUGUGACAAGGCAGUUGUCUCCUUAUCAUGGAAGCGGGGAUGAAGACGGCUCUACAGAUAGCUUUGUAGGAAAUGGUGAUAUGGAUGAGGCAAUAAAUGUAACUCGUGAUAAAAACUUAAUUUCUCGUGCCUUAGACACAAUGGCAAAGAAUUUAAAUGGUAGUGAUAACCUGGGAUCCACCAGAGUGCAGCAUGAUAAUGAACAUGUGUUUGAACUGGAAGGUUUACUUUUGCAAGAGCAUCAUAUUUCAUUCAACUUACAGACACCAACUCCUAUGCCAGCUUACCUUAACGUGCAUUAUAUUUGUGAGAGUGCUUCUAGGUUGCUGUUCCUUUCUGUGCACUGGGCACGAAAUAUUCCUGCAUUUCAGCUCCUGAGUUGUGAGUCUCAGACAGCAUUGGUUCGAGGAUGCUGGACUGAACUAUUCACACUUGGUUUGAUUCAGUGUUCUGAUGUCAUUUCGUUACCAGCAGUACUUUCUACAAUAAUUAAUCACCUUCAAGUUUCCUUUAUUCAAGAAAAAAUUUCAACCCAGCAAUUAAAGCAGGUGACCGAUCAUGUUUUCAAAAUUCAAGAAUACCUUGGUGGAAUGACUCGCUUGCAUGUUGAUGAGCAUGAAUAUGCUUAUCUGAAAGCCAUCGCACUAUUUAGCACAGAUCAGCCUGGUAUGUUAUCGAGGCGUCAGGUUGAGAAAUUUCAAGAGAAAGCAUUUCAGGAACUUCAGAUUUAUGUGACUAAGACAUUUCCUGAAGAUAAGGACAGAUUUCCUCGUCUGUUACUGAAGUUACCGCCUUUGCGUGCCCUGCAGGCUAAUGUAAUGGAAGAGUUAUUUUUUGCUGGUCUAAUUGGUAGUGUUCAAAUUGAUAGUGUAAUACCCUACAUACUGCGUAUGGAAGAAGGGGAAUAUUAUAGUCAGUUAAGUGUGGAAAAUAAUAUUGAUAGCUUUCACGCAUUCUUCAGGCUAGAAGACAGCGAAGACGAAACAUGCUAGUGAAAUUGGGGGGCUUGGCCCUCCCUCUGUGUAGUUCCUUGUUUUAUAACUUAUACGGUGUAUUUAUGUACAGAUAAACUACAAUGUGUGCCUGUGUUAAGUGAGCAGCAUUUUAUUAAUCAUUUUACUGUAGGUUGGACUUGUCUGUGAAGUAUUUUGACAUUUAGAUUAACUGCUCUGCUAUUAAUUUUAUUUAAGAUUGGUAACAGAAGAGAGCAACUGUGCAAUAAGUUAAAGUACAAAGAAAAUUAGUGUUAGCAGUACCUUUUUGUGAUAUGUAACUAAUUGGCUUGUGUUCAUGUUAGAAGGUUUUUAGAUAAAGAAAAAAAAGGGUGUACAUGUAAGAAGUAAUUUAUUAUGAAUAUAAGAAAUACAUGUGAUUUGAGAAGCAUGUUGUGUGAUGUAAGGAAGAGUGAGUCUUAAUGGUUAAAGCAUUAAAAUUAAUAAACCAGAAGGCUCAUUAUUUAUAUUUCUAACUGAACGCCUAAAAGGCUGGUACUAUGGUUGAUUUAAGACUUCUUUGAAUGAAACAUAAGUAAUGUUUGAGCCGUGCCUGAUUAUAUAUAUUUAUGAAACCUGUGGAAGCAGAUAUUUACUUGAAAUGGGGAGAGGGAAAUCAAAUGUUCCUGUUGUAUUAUAAUAGGAUCUACUGUUAAUACAUUUUGCUGUGAUCUAUGUGAAUUGAUUGUGUUCUCUUCUAAUAUGUGUCUUCUGAGUACAUAAAGAGUAUUUUGUUGGCUCUAGUUGAAAAUAUUGUUUUAUGUUUCUCUCUGUUGUCUGGAUAUAUGAUAUGAAUUUCCUUUGUACCAUGCCCAUUUGUUUUAUCAAUUGGAUAUGUUACAAAUUAAGGUAUAUGAUUUGUUUUACUAGUUUCUUGUUUUAAACUGCUCAAAAUGGCAGUGCUGAUGUGGGUAGUGAAUUUACAUUUCAUUUGUCAGUCUGUGAUUCAAUUCCCAGCCCUGUUAAUGAGUAACACGCCAGUUCCGGAGUGGUUUCGAAAAUACUACAAUCCUGCAUGAUCAUAACAUGUAAAACCCUACCUCUACCUUUAUGUUAAACACGUAUUACAUUUACUGAUUUAUAUAUUAACAUGACAUUCACUUCGUACCCUACAUAGCAUUUCUUCUUUUAAGAAUAGAAGGAAUUAAGGAUUAAAUGUUUAAUAAUCCCAUUACUUCGUAUGUAGAGUUCUAAGCGACAUCAUCUUUUACAAGCAUGCAUGCCAACACUCAACAGACAAGUGUUUCUAGAAAUUAAACUGCUUCAAUCUUUUAUUGAAUUAUCAUUUUCAAACAUUUACAAUGAAACCUCAUUGAUAUGAUAUCGGUUAAUCCAAAAUUCUCAUUAUUACAAACCUGUUUAAAUCCCCCACAGCAUCAAUAGGAUGUUCAGUGUUAACUCGUUUAUAUAUUGCGAAAUACAGGCUAUUAUGUAAUUAUAAGUUCCAUUGUGUAUAUAUAAUAUCUGACAAUACAAAUAUUUACAGUGGAACCCCGUAUUUGCGUUCUUGGUAUUUCAGACUCGUUUUCAGUUAUUUGUUCCGUCGCUGUUGUGUAGCAUAUAUGAAAUUGUAGUCAGCGUUGAUUGGCAUCAUGUUUGAUUAGGUAGAUGCCUGUAUAGAGUGCGCGACCAUAGUUGAGUAUCAAUAUCGAUAGCUCGACAACUGCAUUCAGCUUGCGCAAUUUGUCUCGUGCCGAGUAAACUGUAUUUGAUAGCCCGCACUCUUUCAUGGUGUGUGUGUGUGUACUACGACGAUAAGUUGAUGCAAAAUAUUUUUAGAUCAUAAUAUUUAUUUACUAGUUAUAUAGGUUCAACUACAAUUGACAUUGAAUGCAAAAUUUUAGUUAUUUUUUUAUGUGUAAAUUCUCUUACUGAAACUUAAACACCACUAUUUAUUUGGACUUUUUAUUCAACCUUAUAAUACAAGUAAGAAUUAAUUUAUUGGAUACUAGAUUUAAACUUUUUUUUGUUUUUAAUUUGAUGUAUUUUAGGCAUGGCUUGAGUAUUGAUGGUAUAUUAGUAGUCUAAUAUACAUUAAAUUUUUCUUUAAUGUAAAGUUAAAGUAUAUGUUGGAGAAAGAAAAGAAUACAUUCAGGAAAUGAGGUAUAUAUGUAUUAGAUAAGUUUAAAAGUUUUCCUUCAAUUUACACUUUUCUGCAAUACUGACACUGAAACAAUCAAAGCCUUUGACCAAAGUGUGUUAAAAAAAAAAAAAGAGAAACAAACCAAAAUUAGUGUUUUUUUUUCUUCACUCUAAAUUUUUACAGUGAUCACCAUACAUAAAUGUAAAUGAUUUUGUGUUAUCUUUUAUAUAGGCCAACCAUGUUUUUACUUGAAUGAAUGCUCUUGUGUAAGUAUGUAGUACAUAGUACUAUAAGAAUACUUUUUUUUUGACAUUAUGUACUAAAUAUAUAUGUACAACAUGGGGAAGUAUGGUUAUUACAAACCUCAUUAUUACUAAGGGGGCAAAUUUCUGUCCCCUCAGGUUUGUAUUAACGAGGUAUCACUGUAUCUUCUUGCACUAAAUUUAGAGCAGUUAACCUAAAGCAAUUGUUUAGCCAUUUAUAUUUGCAGACAAAAUGUUACAAUCUAAAAUAAUAAUAGUAGGGCCUGUAUUAUCCCCACUGAAUAGACAACUGAAAAAUUUUUAUCACUCGAUGGUUUCAAAAUGUGUGUUAUGAUAUCCGAAUAGUUACUAUUUUACUGUAUAAGCUAGAUAAAAUGGUCUGCUUCGUUUAAAAUACCAGAUAAAAUAGCCACACAAUGGUGAUGAGUGAUGAUCUUUGAUGUAUGUUUUACCUAAGGGAACUACAAAGUUAUUUUCAGUGAAAUCAAAGGGUAAAUACCUAGCAGCUUAAAUUUCUGACAACAUUCCAAAGAAAAAAAGAAAGUCUAAAAAGAAAGUGAUUUUUGUGAAUAGGUACUCAUAAUUUAUGGUUGAAAAUUUCUACCGGCACCUGCAAUAAGGUAUCUCUUUUGAGAUACAUGCUUCCGUGUGAACAUUGAACAAUGUAAGAUAAUGAUCUAAAAUGCUAGAAAUUUUGGAUAUAUUUUUUUUAGUUUUAGUAAAUUAUGUCUUUAUACAUGCCCCUCCUUGUGGGUACGCCACUGCCGCGUGAUGCCCGUUGCCAUGGAGACGCAGAAGGCAUGAACAAUGCAAAAUCCUGUUCUCAUGCAGACAAAGUACCCACUGUUGCCUGGUUUUAACCACCCAUGGGAUCUAAUUUUCGGAAAAUGUCAUCCUGCGUAACAUAAGGAACAUUACUGUGAAGUUUCAAGCCUGUAAAAUAUAUAUACUUGAAAAAAAGGGCAAUAAAAAAACAAAUUAAACACAGAGAGAGGAAAAAAAAAAUAGUUUAGGUUUGCGAUUUAAAGUGAUAAAAAGUAUUUAAAUACUAAUUGAACUCUUAUGAGGGUACUAAUUGCUUCGUUGUUAAUAUCACACGGGUGUUUUUUACUUGUAUGGGAAAAUUAAGAAUGAUAAGGCAUCUAGUGCGUGGCAACAAUGUUAAUAGGCAAUAGGAAAUAAACUUGUAGCGCCUGCGGCAUUGUCAACACACACUUCGUACGUGUACUGCAUGUUGUAUCUAACCCCCUCCAACGCAUUUGAUUCUAAAUUGGACUUUUAGUACGGAUCCCUAAUGUUAUUGAUAAUAUAAUAUAACCUAUAGCCUUCCUCGAUAAAUGUACUAUCCAACACUGAAAGAAUUUUUCAAAUCGGACCAGUGGUUCCUGAGAUUAGCACAUUCAAACAAACAAACAAACAAACUCUUCAGCUUUAUAAUAUUAGUAUAGAUUAAUUAACAAGUGAUGAGCAAUUAUUUGAAAUAUUGUGUAUCUGUGUUCAAAAUGUAAUCUAAAAUGUUGUUAAUUCAAUAUUUAAUUUUCCAAAAAAAUUAUUUAAGUGUGCACGAUUGCAUGUGCAAACAGACUGUAUAGUAGAAAAGCCUUAACCAAUGAAACAAAAAUUCACUUCACACAGACAGAAACUAGACCUUACUAGCAUAAUCGACCAAGCUAUUUUAUUUUUUAUAAAGAGAUUGUUGUUGAAAGUAUCAGAUUUGUGUUUUUUACUUAAUUUUUAUGAUGAUUUAUCAUUUUGUUCAAUUUCAAACUUUAAGGUUAUUUCUUUUAUCAGCAUUUUCACAAAUACCCUCAAAAUGAAGGAAAAAAUGAACUUAAAGGAAUCAGGUUUCUGUUUGUACUAAUAAAACAAGCUAAUUUUUUUAGUAUAAUCACACAUAAUUAAAAAUUUCACAACUUCAAAAAAUAAUAAUCACACUUUUUGGGCAUUGUCUGAAAAUUUACUAAUAGCUUUUAAGCUCAUAUUCAGAGGUCAUAAUACACAACAGCAGCAGGUAUCCAGUUUGAACCUAUCGGGUAGAUAGUUAUCAGCGACUUUUAUCUGGAGGUGGUAAUACAGGCCAUUGAUGUUUAAUUUUUGUUAUUAGUGUUGUAAAGAAUUUAUAAUUUUAUUUUAGGAUGAAGGAAUUUCAAUUGUUUUAAUUCUUAGUGUAAUAUGUUUCAACCAACUUAUUGAAUUUCUAAAAUGCAAGGUGUGCAUUUUAAGUUUAAGCUAUUUUUUUCUUCUUAAAAUUACAAAUACACCAUUUUAAGACUUGAUGGUGGCAUCUACAGUGCUGGUGAAGUUUAAUUUAUAGUGUCUUCCAACUGACUGCAGUGUGACCUGAAAACCAUAGAAGUGCGUGUCUCACGUGCCUUCUCGAAAACAAAUGCCUAUUGUCAUUGCAAAAACCAAAAUACAGUGUAAUGUGUGUUAGAGCUGCCUCGUGGCUCAUUUGUUUCUUCAUCUUAUCCUCUUCUUCUUUCUCUCUCUCCUCCAAAACCAUACUGAUGCUCUACCUAUGAUUUUUUCAACAGUAAGAUGUUCAAAGCCUAUGUCAUUGUCUCUGCAAUUAAUCCACAACAAUGUUUUCUUCAUUGACAUCACUUCCUCCAGUAACGGAUUUUGCUAAAUUAGCUAAAUCACAAGCAGAAACUACUGCUUCUUCCUCUGCAGGCUCUACCAAAUUAUUUUCCACUUUUGGUAAAAUUUUCCUCCAGGACUUCACUAAUGUUGGUUGCUUAAUUAACUCCCACUCAGUGUUUAUGUCAUAAAUGCUGUCAACAAUUAUGUCAUCUUUCUAGAAGCCCUGAAGAUUAUUCCCGUCAAUCCUUUGACGUCGUCCGGGCCUGCGGCCCCUUUGAGCCCGAUAUGACACCGCCCAACCACCAUCUCUAUUCAAACCUCCCGCUUGUGCGUGCGUGUGUGCGUGUGUGUCUAGCCCGGCAAGAGGGUGCUUAGAAGCAGUGCGGCGACCCCUAAAAUUGCUACGUUUAAUAUUAAUUGUAAACCUUUUUGUUUGUUUUCAUUAGUCUUUGCCCCAGUGCUGUGCAAUUUGCUUGUGUUUUCUUUAAUUUAAAUAUGUUACUUGAAAUAACCACAGACGUUGCCCGGGCGGACCCGAACAGGCACGGACUUGGACGAGAGUAGGAACGUUUUAUAUAAAUUAUCAUUAAUUAAGUAACUAUUAACAAACUUUAAACUAUCAGUAAUUUUUAUAUAUUUUUUAAUGUUGAUCUGUAAUUUGCAUAACUUUCGCCGGGGCACGGAAUCGUAGGAUGUAGUAACGGUAAUUGUGUUGGCGCGAAGGGCGCCAUGUUGCCACCUGCGAGCGAUGAGCUCAGCCCAGUCCAUCUUCAUCACUGACCGAGAGCAGACGCGCCAGCACCCCGGGGACCUCAACCUUUGUUCAUCACUGACCAAGUAAUUUCUGUAUCGUUAAAUUCUUUUUAAAUCGCUUUCGUUCGUCAUCCUCGGGGCAGCUCUCGGUCAGCGGGCUGUUUAAUUAAUUAAUUGCCUCAGUCGAGUUUUCAGCAAUCGUGUAAUAAGUAAAUUUUGUAGCAUGGCCACGUGUGUGGACCAUGCCUUCACCUAAGUCGAUUCGUGCCUCAGGCUUUUUCUACCGUGAAACGUGUAACGGACGUGGAGAUAACGUGUUAGUGAAAUUAAAUCUGGGAAUGAAUAUAAA